AGCGCAUCCUCCAAUCUAUGCCCGAGGCUCGAGACAUUUGAUUACCGUAAUCUAUUCCUGCCGCAUCCUGCACUUCAGCAUCACGCAGAUCCACAAUGGACCCACAGGGGACCCACCACUGCCCGCGCCAUGGCAUUCAAGCAAACACCGUCGUCUCUUUAGGCCAAGUUCUAGCAGCGUCUGCGUCAAUUGUGUACUAUUCACGCACGACGCAGCAGCAAACAUACCGAGUGCUACAGGCCACAUGUCUCAGCGUCUCGCUGGUGAGUCGUGGUCGUGCAUGCAGCCGACUCAGGCUGACGUUUCACCUGCCCUGUUCGUUUUCUCACUCCCGACGUUUGUUCCUUGUCCUCCCACCGGUCAUCGGCCGUGCGCGCUGAGUUUUUUUCUUUCUAGAAGCACUCCAGGUUUCUAGAAGGUUACCACAAACUGCUAGCACCACCACAAGUGCGCCGCUGUCGAUCUUUUCCGCCGAAGCAUCAUGUUUGGCGCCGAAGCACCAUGUUUGGCGCAUGAUGUUGGCGAAACAGUCUCCAUUCAUCUCCACCUUUCAUAGUGCGACAACAUUGUUGAGAACCUCACCAGAAUACCAUGGAACUCGCGUCGGAUGCACCUCGGGGGAUGUGAGGGCGUGUGAGCC
Molecule: messenger RNA, 640 nt
Organism: Didymella exigua CBS 183.55
Lineage: Eukaryota; Fungi; Ascomycota; Dothideomycetes; Pleosporales; Didymellaceae
Exons: 1
Coding region: 96-380 (94 amino acids)
Source: RefSeq, a predicted model, not a curated record